Molecule: messenger RNA, 2357 nt
Organism: Neogale vison (American mink)
Lineage: Eukaryota; Metazoa; Chordata; Mammalia; Carnivora; Mustelidae
Gene: NR1I2
Product: nuclear receptor subfamily 1 group I member 2
Exons: 8
Coding region: 184-1323 (379 amino acids)
Biological process (GO): cell differentiation; positive regulation of transcription by RNA polymerase II; negative regulation of transcription by RNA polymerase II
Molecular function (GO): RNA polymerase II cis-regulatory region sequence-specific DNA binding; nuclear receptor activity; zinc ion binding
Source: RefSeq, a predicted model, not a curated record
AGAGGCCUGGAAGCAAACCUGGAGGUGAGACCUGGAGAAAGCUGGAACCAUGCUGACCUUGUGUCCUAUGAAGAGGCAGAUUCAGCACCUGCGAAGCCUGCCGUCAGUGCAGAUGAAGGAGAUGGGGGUCCCCAAAUCUGCCGUGUAUGUGGGGAUAAGGCGACUGGUUACCACUUCAAUGUCAUGACAUGUGAAGGAUGCAAGGGCUUUUUCAGGAGAGCCAUGAAACGCAACACCCGGCUGAGGUGCCCCUUCCGGAAGGGCACCUGCGAAAUCACCCGGAAGACCCGGCGCCAGUGCCAGGCCUGCCGGCUCCGCAAGUGCCUGGAGAGUGGGAUGAAGAAGGAGAUGAUCAUGUCCGAUGCAGCUGUGGAGCAGAGGCGGGCUCUGAUCAGGAGGAAAAAGAGAGAACGGAUGGGCACUCAGCCCCUGGGAGCCAAGGGGCUGACUCAGGAGCAGCAGACAAUGAUCAGAGAACUGAUGGAUGCUCAGAUGAAAACCUUCGACACCACCUUCUCCAAUUUCAAGGACUUCCGGCUGCCAGAAGCGCCCAGCAGUGGUCACGAGGUUCUGGAAUCCCUGCAGCCUCCAGCGGGAGAAGAAGCUGCCAAGUGGAGCCAGAUCAGGGAAGAUCUGUGCUCACUGAAGGUCUCUCUGCGGCUGCGGGGGGAAGACGGCAGCAUCUGGAACUACAAACCCCAACCUGAUAGCAGUGGGAGAGAGAUCUUUUCCCUGCUGCCCCACAUGGCUGACAUGUCAACCUACAUGUUCAAAGGCAUCAUCAACUUUGCCAAAGUCAUCUCCCACUUCAGGGAUUUGCCCAUCGAGGACCAGAUCUCCCUGCUAAAGGGGGCCACCUUUGAGCUGUGCCAGCUGAGAUUCAACACGGUGUUCAACGCAGAGACAGGAACCUGGGAGUGUGGUCGGCUGUCCUACUGCUUGGAAGACCCCGCAGGCGGCUUCCAGCAGCUUCUCCUGGAGCCGGUGCUGAAGUUCCACUACAGGCUGAAGAAGCUGCAGCUGCAUAGGGAGGAGUAUGUGCUGAUGCAGGCCAUCUCUCUUUUCUCUCCAGACCGCCCAGGUGUGGUGCAGCGCAGCGUGGUGGACCAGCUGCAGGAGCGAUUUGCCAUUGCCCUGAAGGCCUACAUCGAGUGCAGCCGGCCCCAGCCUGCCCACCGGUUCCUGUUCCUGAAGAUCAUGGCUAUGCUCACCGAGCUCCGCAGCAUCAAUGCCCAGCACACCCAGAGGCUGCUGCGCAUUCAAGACAUACACCCGUUCGCCAGCCCUCUCAUGCGGGAGCUGUUUGGCAUCACAGAUGGCUGAGAAGCUGCUCCCAUGGGAGAGCCUCGGAGGGGGGGCGGGUGCAGCCAGAGCCAGAGCCCUGUCCUUGGAGCCACCAUUCCUGGAUCCAGACAGACGGAUGCCGCUGAGAGCCGAUAAUGCCCUACCGGUCGUGCCCACCCCAGGGAAUCCACAACCACAGCUCUGGCAGUGCUGCCUAACAUUCCUCAGGGAAGGGAUGAGGGUCUCCCUGGACUCCAACCCAGUCUGUGGAGAGGGAAGCCAUAGACACUUCGAUGGAGAGUGCACUGGCCUGUCCAAGGGCAAGAGCACCCUCCCCUUAGAGAUGACCCUGUGGUCUGGGCAUCUAGUUUCAUGGUGGGAGAGGGGAAAGGUUGCCUGGGGCUGGGCCAUCUGAGAGUCUGUGCCCACAGCCAGGUUCAUUAGCUUCUUGGAUGUUUUCACUACAUAGCCCCGUGUCCCUCACCGCACUCAUUCCCAGCCCGCAGCCACCUGUCCUGACCUGCUCAGUGAGUUUCCAGGCCUGUUCAUCAGCAGGUGUAUCUGUGUCUGCGAGAGGAGCCAGAAGGCCUGCAGCAGAUGUCAGAGGCCUGUCAGGACCGCUGUGUCUAUUCUUUCUUCCUUCAGGACCCUCGUUCUGUGUCUUUGUAGCCAUACAAACACAUUCGUAAGCACCAACAACAUGCAGCUUUCUGUGGGGUAUUUGCCGAAUCAGACAUAGCUCCUGAACUCCAAGACUUUCAAGUUCAACUUAACAAAGCAGAAACACAAGUUUUGAUCCAAAGAAGUGGUAAGGGCCACAAGAAGCAAGAGGAAUUUCUUCCUGUGAACACUGAGCUAUGUGGGUUCUGCAUGCACCUGAGGACCCAAGUGAGAGAUCUCUGGAACAUGUGUUCGUGGGAGGAAGGGCACUAACUGGCUGAGUGCACAUGUGCGUGACUUAGUGUAGGUUGGCUCUGCGUCAGACCUGGGGCUUGGGUCUGCCCCCAAGGGUGGAACACUAGGGUGCUCUCUGCAACAAGGUUAUGUUAAUAAACAUGCUAGCUAUCACGGCC